Vicia faba (fava bean) is the source of this 507-nucleotide messenger RNA. Lineage: Eukaryota; Viridiplantae; Streptophyta; Magnoliopsida; Fabales; Fabaceae. The record is from the annotation of a GenBank genome assembly.
AUGAAAAUAGUUACUGAGGCUAUUGAAAAUAGGUUGAAGCGUAUCUUCUCCGAGAUCAUUGAUGUUGAGCACACUGUUUUCGUGAAGGGUCGCCUUAUCACCAACAACACCUUCAUAGCAAUGGAGUGCUUACAUUGGAUGAAAAAUAAAACAAAAAAGAAGGGUAUCAUGUCAUUUAAACUUGACAUGUCAAAAGCUUAUGAUAUGAUCAGAUGGAGUUUUGUCAAUGGAGUUUUGGAGGCAAUGGGUUUUCCGAAGACUAUCAUUGUUGAAGAAGGAGGUGGAGACAAACAAUAUUCAUGGGAUCCAAGUUACGAGAAAGGUACCCUAAAUCUAUCACUUGUUUUUUUAGAUGACAUCUUACUCUUUGCUCGUGCAAAAGCCAAAGAAGCGGGCAAUAUCAUGGAGAUUCUUGCAAAGUAUCAGAGUUUCUCCGAGCAAGUGGCUAAGUUGGAUAAAUCAGAGGUGUCUUUUAGUCGAAAUAUGUUGAUGAAGUCAAAGAUAUGA